Molecule: messenger RNA, 1289 nt
Organism: Aedes albopictus (Asian tiger mosquito)
Lineage: Eukaryota; Metazoa; Arthropoda; Insecta; Diptera; Culicidae
Product: aquaporin
Exons: 4
Coding region: 243-992 (249 amino acids)
Biological process (GO): transmembrane transport
Cellular component (GO): plasma membrane
Molecular function (GO): channel activity
Source: RefSeq, a predicted model, not a curated record
UUAAAAGUUCCUCAUUUUAGAGACUGAUCUACACUCGGAAGAGUGAGUGCAAAGCGUUCGGAGGUGUGUUCUCCCGAGAUAAGUGCGUUCCGUUUGGGUUGACUUUGAAGAGUGUGUUCAACGGCGACGGCGACAACGACGUGUGUUUGCGGAGAAGUGCUGUGCAAAUUUGUCAACUGCAUUUACACUAUUAUAGUCCUGUACCUAAGGACGCCGAAUCAAUUAAUAAGCAAAGAAAUACGAUGAAGAAGGCAACGCUCGACACCAUAUCGAUCCUGCUGGCAGAGCUCGUGGGAACCGCUCUGCUGGUACUGCUAGGAUGCAUGGGCUGCGUUGGAGUUCUGGGUCAUACGCCUUCCCACUUCGAGCUAUGCAUCAACUUCGGCCUGGUGGUCAUGAUUCUGGUCCAGGUGUUCGGAUGCGUGUCCGGAUGUCAUAUCAAUCCCGCCGUAACAGCCGCUGCCUGGGUUUACGAAAUGGUGUCUACUAAGCUGGCUCUUGGUUACGUCGCAGCCCAGUGCAUCGGAGCCUUCAUGGGCUUCGGUAUGCUCAAAAUGUUGACUCCGUCGGAAGCGUUCACGGGAGCUCUGGAGAAGGGAGCCGGGUUCUGCGUUACCCAACCCAAUGCUGGAAUCUCGAUUGCCCAAGCCGUAGGAAUUGAAUUCCUGGCCACCGGUGUCCUCGUUCUGGUAUGCUGCGGAGUGUGGGAUCCUCGCAACUCCAAACUGCACGAUUCGGUCCCGCUGAAGUUCGGUUUCACCAUCGGAUGCUUGGCUGUCGCUGCCGGUCCCUACACAGGAGCCAGUAUGAACCCGGCUCGAUCCCUGGGACCAGUGCUGUGGAACGGUGACUGGACGGCCCACUGGGUCUACUGGGUUGGACCGCUGUCGGCGGCCUUCAGCAUUGCCUUCCUGUACAAGACGGUGUUCAGGCGCGAGGUUCCCGAACCGGAGUACAACCGUGAACUGACCGCUCUCAAUACCGAGAAAUAGAAUUUUGAAUGCUCAUAUCGACGAACUCCCCCCUCCCCAUCGCAACGCAACGGGGUGAACCGAAGUUAACUCUUCAUCAACAGUGCCACUGAAAUUAAGGAAUGCCAAACUGAUAGAUGUGAAUGUUUUUAAAUUUCCCAGUUAUGUAGUUUCAGAGAAUUUUUGGAUUAGCUUAGAUAGUAAUGAUCUAGAUUGUAAGGAUAAAGAAUACGUAUGCUGUAUGUUGUGUUUAUUGAAGAGUUUAUGUAAGUCAAAUGAUGCAGCGAAAUAAAGUUUAUAGUUUAUAUAAAAGACAAA